Messenger RNA from Cannabis sativa, 1887 nucleotides. RefSeq lists its product as uncharacterized. The record is from RefSeq and is a predicted model, not a curated record. NCBI's taxonomy places the organism in Eukaryota, Viridiplantae, Streptophyta, Magnoliopsida, Rosales, Cannabaceae. The transcript has a single exon. Bases 1 to 1887 code for a protein of 628 amino acids.
AUGUCACGAAAUAGAGACAAAUUAGGGAGAUUUGUAAAACAACAAAUUGAAAUUUUAGAAAACACUCCUAAAUCGUCUUCUUCCACUCGUUCUCAUUCACCACCAUCACCCAUACUUCCUGCACUUCCAAUGAUGGCUCAACAACAGGAAAUCCAACCAAGAACGCUACAGGAUUAUCUACAUCCUACGCGUACGGCCACACCUUCAUGCAUAAUGUAUCCCAUGAAUAUGCCCAACUUCGAUUUCAAACCUGGCAUGAUUCAACUUUUACCAACCUUUCAUGCUAUGGAAAAUGAGAGUCCAUAUGUGCAUAUUCAGGCCUUCGAAGAGGUGGUGGCCACAUUCAACAACCAAGCUGACAUCAUUAACUUGGUGAGAUUGAAGUUCUUUCCUUUCUCACUCAAGGAUAAAGCCAAAAGCUGGUUGUAUUCCUUAAGGCCAAGGUCUAUUGGGACUUGGGACGAAAUGACAAAAGCAUUUUUCUCUAAAUUUUUCCCACCCCAUAAGACUAGCAGCCUUAAGAGGCAAAUCUCUACCUUCACCCAAAAGGACCAUGAAACGUUUCAUCAGGUCUGGGAGAGGUUUAAAGAUUUGAUGGGCCAGUGCCCACAUCAUGGAUACGAAAGUUGGCGUCUUGUCGCCUAUUUCUAUGACGGUCUCACAGUAGACAAAAGACAAUUCGUACAAAUGAUGUGCAAUGGCGACUUCCUACGUAAAGAUCCCGAAGAAGCUUUGGAAUAUCUUGAAGAAAUUUCUGAAAAAUCAUACACAUGGAGUGCGCCAAGUCCUACAGACAAGCCACGAACAGCCGGAGUCUACCAAUUGAAGGAGGAGGACAGUGUGAAAGCUCAACUUGAAGCUUUGAAAAACAAUUUGAGGCUUUCAAAACUCAAGAAGGUAAAGCACCUCCGGAUGGCUGCAAAAGUGGAAAAGCAAGAACCAUGUUUCAUUUGUGGAGGGACUGAUCAUCAACCACAAGAGUGCCCUAGUCUUAGUAUGUUAAGGGGAGGAGAUGAGGAACAGUGUAAUGCCUUAGGGGAUUAUAAGAAGCCUUAUAAUGCCUACUCCAACACAUACAAUCCUGGUUGGCGUAACCAUCCCAAUUUCAGUUGGAAGGAUACAAGUCAAAAUCAAGCAUCUGGGAGCCAAUGGAGGCCUGAUCAACAAAAGAAUUCUCUUGAGAGUUCCAUGAAAAUUCUCGCAGAAUCUCAACUAGAGUUCAGGACUUAUUUCACUCAGGUGAUAGAGGAAUUGAAGGACAUAAAGAUUCAAAUAACAAAGUUAAAUGAUUCUUCAGUCAUUCAAGAGCGUGGUAAGCUUCCCGCUCAGCCUCUAAUCACUCCCAAAGGGCAACAUAUGGCACAAACCUCCGCUCCUUCAGAGUCUAAUCUCAAAGGGGUUAAUGCUAUUACUACCCGAAGUGGCCAAAGUACGGUAUCACCAUUACCCAAGACCACUAGUGUACCAAUGCCCGCUCCAGAUGCUGAUGUGCCACAGAACCUUCCAGUAAAGGUGCCCUUUCCUCAGGCUUUGAAAUCCACUGGAAAGGUACUGGAAAGUCAUAGUGAGAUCCUUGACUUUUUGACACAAGUUAAGGUUAACCUGCCAUUACUUCAUGUAAUCAAGCAAGUACCGGCUUAUGCCAAAGUUAUCAAGGAUCUAUGCACUAUCAAAAGGAAGCACCAUGUCAAGAAAACUGCAUUCUUGGCAGAACAAGCUAGUGCGGUGAUCGACUGCAAGACACCGCUUAAAUACAAAGUUCCGGGUUGUCCCACCAUUUCAUGUCAAAUAGGGAACAGAAUUUGGCCAAGCCCUCCUGGACUUAGGUGCAAGUGUAAAUCUCAUGCCUUAUUCCAUAUACUUGCAACUAGGCCUAGGAGAACUUAA